Messenger RNA from Cottoperca gobio, 2364 nucleotides. It is a transcript of the gene gnb5a, whose product is annotated as guanine nucleotide binding protein (G protein), beta 5a. Gene Ontology annotation, molecular function: protein binding. The transcript has 11 exons. The record is from RefSeq and is a predicted model, not a curated record. NCBI's taxonomy places the organism in Eukaryota, Metazoa, Chordata, Actinopteri, Perciformes, Bovichtidae. Gene Ontology annotation, biological process: signal transduction. The coding region runs from base 172 to 1257 and encodes 361 amino acids.
UAGUGAGGCUGCUGAGGAUGCAGCAGCAUCACCGGGAUGCAGGAUCCUCCUCCUCCUCCAUCUGGACACCGGAGGAGCAUCUUCUCCCUGUGACGUCAUGACAGCAGCAUCAGCUGUUAGCUCUGCUUUAAGCUUUUUCGCUGCCGAUCGCUGCCUGCACAAAGGAAAUAUAUGAGAUCCCCUCUCAUCCCUGAAAUGGCGACACAGGAGGUACAGCUGAAUGAGACUCUGGUCCAUCUCAAAACGGAGUCGGAGACGCUGAAGUCGAAGCUGGAGGAGGAAAGAGCGAAGCUGCACGAUGUCGAGCUACAUCAGGUGGCAGAGAAGGUGGAGGGCCUGGGUCAGUUUGUCAUGAAGACCCGUAGAACUCUGAAGGGACAUGGCAACAAAGUUCUGUGUAUGGACUGGUGUAAGGACAAGAGGAGGAUCGUCAGCUCUUCUCAGGAUGGGAAAGUGAUUGUAUGGGAUGCUUUCACCACCAACAAGGAGCAUGCUGUGACAAUGCCUUGCACCUGGGUGAUGGCCUGCGCCUACGCCCCCUCCGGCUGUGCUGUAGCUUGUGGGGGCCUGGAUAAUAAAUGCUCUGUCUAUCCUCUGUCUCUGGACAAAAAUGAGAACUUGGCUGCCAAGAAGAAGUCAGUGGCCAUGCACACAAACUACCUGUCAGCCUGCAGCUUCACCAACUCGGAUAUGCAGAUCCUGACGUCCAGCGGGGAUGGGACAUGUGCAUUAUGGGAUGUUGAGAGUGGGCAGCUGUUGCAGAGUUUCCAUGGACACGCAGCAGACGUGCUCUGUCUGGACCUGGCCCCCUCCGAGACUGGAAACACGUUUGUUUCAGGGGGCUGUGAUAAGAAGGCCAAUGUGUGGGACAUGCGUUCAGGACAGUGUAUUCAAUCCUUUGAAACUCAUGAAUCAGACAUAAAUAGUGUGCGAUACUAUCCCAGUGGAGAUGCAUUUGCAUCUGGCUCAGAUGAUGCUACAUGCCGUCUGUAUGACUUAAGGGCAGACAGAGAAGUGGCUAUUUAUUCCAAAGAGAGCAUCAUAUUUGGGGUCUCCAGUGUUGAUUUCUCUCUCAGUGGACGGCUAUUGUUCGCCGGCUAUAACGACUACACCAUAAAUGUUUGGGAUGUUCUCAAAGGAACACGGGUCUCUAUUCUGUUCGGACAUGAGAACCGCGUCAGUACGCUGCGUGUUUCCCCAGAUGGGACGGCCUUCUGCACAGGUUCCUGGGACCACACUCUUCGGAUCUGGGCUUGAGGAUGAAGACACAGAGGAUGAAAUGGUAGACAGACCUACUGAAGAUACACCAACGUUUCUGUUUGCUAGAGUACAAUCACAGAGAUAGAGACUCAGUUUUGGUUGUACAUAGGGCAUAUCAAUAGCAUUGUAUAUACUCCAGUCUCAUGGCCACGUUAGAUUUACAUAUUUCAGAGAGUAAUUAAACCAAAUGGCACGCGCUUGUAUUACAGUAUGAUUGAAAGAAAAUUGCACAGAAGUACUUAUGGUUACUAAACUAAAGAUGUAAAAUGUAUAUUGCCGAAAAUAACAUUGGUAGUGACUAGCAUCAGUCUAGGAUAGAAGUAACACAAUGAAGUGAUGUGUGUAUGUGCCCACAUAUAGGACAUUACUUGUUUAUUUAUUUGUUUUUUGCACAAAAAAGAAUGGAGGAAUGCAAUAUGUAGAAGCAAAUGUAUUACAAGGAAACAAAACACAUCUGUAGGAGAAGCAGUAAGGUUUUAAUGGAGGUCUCAACUUCACUUGGCUUCACUUUCUCAUGCCACAGACUGAGAAAAAAGAGACGAGAGGAGGGGGAGUUGCGGGUUCUCCGUAAAUGAGAAAUGUUGAAAUAUGAGGAAUGUUUAGAUUGGCUUGUAGAAAUUAAUCAACAUUAGUUAUAAAUAGUAUUGGAUAUAAAGGAACAUUAUUAUGAACAAAAGUACAAAUGUGUGGUUUAUUAAAAAUGGAAAUAUAUUUAAUUCCACACCCUGUGCACCCAACAAGCCUUGACAGCUACUCACCUGCUGAUAUUAUAAAAAGAAAGCACAUAGUUACAGGAAAACCUAAAAUACAUGAGGUUUAUUUUCCCUCCGUAUGAUUUUGAAAUAUGGUUUACCUCUCAUCUGUCUGUUUCUUUCUGCUUUAUGUGCACAUUUAGUCAUUGCAGACACCCUGAAUCUCUGAUAUCUGAAUACUAAUAAAUAAAAAUGUGUUUAAAUUCUUAGAAUGUACUCCUUUUCAUGCAGUUGUCCAAUGGCUGUUAUUUCAUAUUUAUUGUAAUUAUUUUAUUGUAGUUAAGUGUACAGUUAUUAAAGGGACUGUUUAUCAAAGUAUUCCAAAACAUAAUAAACUGAGUUUUGAAUAUCA